GGAAGUAGGUGGAACCAAGUCGCGACACGACGCUGGUGACCAUCCGGUCUCAGUAACAAGUCUGGUUGAAGAACAAAAAAAAAUGGCCGAGGUUCAAGAUGAGGGUUUCCCAGCUGGAGACAGUGUAAACCGUUCCUCCAGAGCCACGAAAAGAACACGUAUGUCUCAGAAGCUAACGUGCACGUCGAGAAAGAGAGCUCGGGUGGACAUUGGAUUGGCAUAUGAGAGGUGGAGGGAAGUGAAAGCCACAGAAGGAUUGAGAUCUGAUGCAGAGGUGGCCCAGUGUCUCCUGGAUGAAAUGAAGAGGUUACCCUCCACGCCAACAUCCUCGGGAGCCAAUCAUAAAAAGAUAAAAGUCUCGCAGUCAGAAGUAAGAGACAACACUGGAGACUGUGUACAGACACUAAUUGAGCAGGAAGUUCACAGUGCAGUGAAAACGAAUGAAACCAAGCUGCAGUGUUUAAUAGAAACUAUUGAGAAUCUGGAUCGUGGAGUGGACUUUGAAUGCACCAUCCAAAAACUGGAGACUCGAAUUAACACGCUGACGAAGAGAACAGAAGCAGCUCUCGCCCACAUGACAAAGACACAGAAAAAGAGUCAACAUCCGUCUCCUGUUAACGUGGACAUCAUCAGGAUAGAUUCUGAGGAUGAAGCUGUGGAAACCGUGUCGCAGAGCAAAGAGAGCAUGGAUCGCACGGGCAAGAGUGGGGAGUUCUUGCAAGUGAUGGAAACCACAAAAGAGGAAAUGAUGAAGAUGCGUGCCGAUAAUGAAGCUUGGGAGGCUGCCAUGGAGGAUUUAAGGGAGAUCUCAGCUCCUCCAGUUCCCACUCCUCAGGGUUCUCCUGAGUGUAAUAAAAAUGUUGACAAGUCCAGGAUGACUGAGGAGCCAGAGGCUGCGACUAUGAGAGUAGAAAGUCCUUCUUCUGGCAGGGAUAACAUCCCGAAGCACACAGGCUCAGGGCAGCGUAAUGUCAAGCUCUUAUACCCUCCACUUCCCUCCACCACUGUCCCCUCCGUCCUGGACUCGGAAGCGGCCUCAUUCAACAUCCCCCAGGGUCCAGAAGUACACUUGGCCCUCAUCAGGGACCCUCCAGGCCUCUCUGUGCUCUGGAAGGUAGUGGAGGAAGACCCCUGUGCACCGCCCAUGGAUAGUUACAGCAUCUUCAUGACCUCGGAAAAGGUUAAGGGCAGCGGCGUCUUCCGAAAGUGGAAAAUGCUCGGUGAAGUCAAAGCCAUCACACUGCCCAUGUGUGUGAUGGUCACAAAGUACAAGCCUGGGCACAAGGUGUGUGUUGCCGUGGUGGGCAAAGACACGUUUGGCCGGUGGGGGCCGUACAGUAAAGUCGUGACUGCAGCCAUACCGGCCUCGUUGGGAUGAGGAUAUGGUUUCAAAUUACAGACAAUACAAGCACCUACUUGAAGUGGGAUAUACUUUUCUAUUCACGUUUGUACUUUUUCUUAGUUAAGUUGUUGUACAAAGCAUCUUUUUCAAGUUCCCCAAGUUUUUUUUGGGGGCAGUGUCGACAAUCACAACCUUUUUGAAACCAAAUAAAACAAGGUUUAAAGGAACCAACAUGUGUA
Scophthalmus maximus (turbot) is the source of this 1581-nucleotide messenger RNA. It is a transcript of the gene atf7ip2, whose product is annotated as activating transcription factor 7 interacting protein 2. NCBI's taxonomy places the organism in Eukaryota, Metazoa, Chordata, Actinopteri, Pleuronectiformes, Scophthalmidae. Gene Ontology annotation, biological process: regulation of DNA-templated transcription. The transcript has 13 exons. Gene Ontology annotation, molecular function: transcription coregulator activity; protein binding. The record is from RefSeq and is a predicted model, not a curated record. Gene Ontology annotation, cellular component: nucleus; transcription regulator complex. The coding region runs from base 83 to 1378 and encodes 431 amino acids.